Torulaspora globosa is the source of this 1473-nucleotide messenger RNA. RefSeq names its product ATP-dependent RNA helicase HAS1 (gene HAS1). Lineage: Eukaryota; Fungi; Ascomycota; Saccharomycetes; Saccharomycetales; Saccharomycetaceae. The transcript has a single exon. Bases 1 to 1473 code for a protein of 490 amino acids. Gene Ontology annotation, cellular component: nucleolus. Gene Ontology annotation, biological process: maturation of LSU-rRNA from tricistronic rRNA transcript (SSU-rRNA, 5.8S rRNA, LSU-rRNA). The record is from RefSeq and is a predicted model, not a curated record. Gene Ontology annotation, molecular function: ATP binding; nucleic acid binding; RNA helicase activity.
AUGAGCGAAAGCAAGAAGCGUACGGCUGCUGAAAGCGAGGUAGAAGCCGGUUCGGAGACUCAAGAUGGAACUGUUGAAGAGUUCGCGGGAUUGAAUCUCUCGGGAGCCACAUUGAAGGCUGUCGAAAAGAUGGGGUUCACUAAGAUGACACCGGUGCAGGGAAGGACGAUUCCACCUUUGCUGGCGGGACGCGAUGUGCUUGGGGCUGCGAAAACCGGGUCUGGAAAGACGCUGGCGUUCUUGAUUCCCGCGAUUGAGAGGUUACAUUCGCUGAAAUUUAAGCCUAGAAACGGUACUGGUGUGAUCGUGAUCACUCCAACGAGAGAACUGGCGUUGCAGAUCUUCGGAGUGGCGCGCGAGCUGAUGGAGUUCCAUUCGCAGACGUACGGAAUCGUUAUCGGCGGUGCAAAUCGUAGGCAGGAGGCCGACAAAUUGGUCAAGGGUGUGAAUUUACUGAUUGCCACACCCGGCCGUUUGUUGGAUCAUUUGCAAAACACAAAGGGCUUUGUGUUCAAGAAUCUGAAGGCGUUGGUCAUCGAUGAGGCGGAUCGUAUCUUAGAAAUCGGUUUCGAAGACGAAAUGAGGCAGAUUAUCAAGAUACUACCCAAUGAGGACAGGCAGUCCAUGCUGUUCUCCGCUACGCAGACUACUAAGGUGGAGGAUCUCGCCAGGAUCUCUCUGAGACCCGGCCCGCUAUUCAUCAACGUGGUCUCGGAAAAGGACCAUUCUACCGCGGAUGGUCUGGAACAAGGGUAUGUGGUUUGUGAGAGUGAUAAGAGGUUUCUGCUGUUAUUUUCGUUCCUGAAGAGGAAUCAGAAAAAGAAGACGAUUGUCUUCCUGUCGUCGUGCAAUUCGGUGAAAUACUACGCUGAACUACUCAAUUACAUCGAUCUACCGGUCUUGGAUCUGCACGGCAAGCAGAAGCAACAGAAGAGAACUAACACGUUCUUUGAAUUCUGUAACGCAGAGAGGGGGAUUCUGAUCUGUACCGACGUCGCCGCAAGAGGCCUCGACAUCCCAGCUGUCGAUUGGAUUAUUCAGUUCGACCCGCCUGAUGACCCAAGGGAUUACAUCCACAGAGUCGGUAGAACGGCCAGAGGAACCAAAGGCAAAGGUAAAUCUUUGAUGUUCCUAACCCCCAACGAACUCGGAUUUUUGAGAUAUUUGAAGGCUGCCAAGGUUCCACUCAACGAGUAUGAAUUCCCCACGAACAAAAUCGCAAACGUUCAAUCGCAGCUUGAAAAGCUGAUCAAAUCCAACUACUACCUACACCAAACAGCCAAGGACGGUUACAGAUCGUAUCUACAAGCUUAUGCGUCACACUCGUUGAAGACGGUAUAUCAAAUUGACAAGUUGGACUUGGCAAAGGUUGCCAAGUCCUACGGUUUCCCCGUACCCCCAAAGGUCAACAUCACAAUAGGAGCCAGUGGCAAGACGCCGCCAGCUAAGAAGCGCAGGAUACAUAAGAACUGA